CGUGUUUGCGAUAAUAUACGACAAGAAAACAGACUGUAGCCACUAUUUUGCGUUAUUAAAUAUUUUAUACAUAAUUUAAGAUAAAACGGGCGCGGUGUUUCUUAAGUGCAUUUUAUACUUGGAGAAUAUCUUGUUUUAAAUGAGAAGAGAAAGAUCAGAAGAUGAUGGCAAGUAAACGGGGAAUGAGCAGCGGCCCUCAGAGACCGCAAGGGCCCCUGGUGAGGUCAAGGGCCCCGGAUGAAGCACUGCCCUCGACAUCAGGAACAGACCAAAGCCCCUCAUUGCAAACACUGAAAGAGGAGGUUGUCAACGUAAUACAGAGCUUUCCGGAAGGAAUCGAAGUGUCCAGGUUAAUCUUUAUGUACAGGAGGGUCUACGGCAAGAGGUUUGGACCUUUAAGCAGUUUUGGUUUGGAAGGCCUUCAGGAGCUUUUUGAAGAGCUCGGUGACCAAGUGCGUGUGGAAAGGAUUUACAAUAAAAACAUAAUCAAAUCUGUAAACCCUGUUCGCGGGACUCCACAGCUUCCCAUGUUUCGAGAUGUAAAAAUGGAUGAUGCUCCUAAGAACGCAAUUCGUAAGAAAGUGAUCAAAUUAUUUAAAAAGCAUCCUCAAGGAAUUCCUCUUAAUAAAUUAGCAGAGGUCUUUGCUCAGAAACACAAACAGGCCCUUUUGCCAGCUGAGCUGGGGUUCCCAUCAAUGGAAACCUUUGUGGACUCUCUUAGCGGGGAUCUGUUGGUGGAAGAUGGUGUGAUCUUUCACAAAAGCAACAUAGUUCUUACAGGUGAAGACUUUGAAAAGAGAUGCAGAGAUGUUGUGGAUUUGGUAAAAAGCCACCAGGAAGGCAUUCCUCUUUUAAAAAUAGCAGUAUUUUAUAAUAGCGAAUAUGGGAGGCCUCUGAGAAAGAAAGAACUUGGGUUCCCCUCAAUAGCAGAUUUCAUUGACUCUCUCGACCAAGAGCUGUGUGUGGAAAAUGGCCAAAUUUUCUACAGGAUUGCAAAGCCUGAAGCUUCGACCCAUACAGCACCACCCGUGCAUGUUGAUGGGGUUUUUAAAGACGUUGUGGAGCUGGUUAAGGACCAUCCCUCAGGCCUUCCUCUUAGGAAGUUUUCUAUGUUUUUCAAUCAAAAGUAUCGGCGUAACCUCGCUGUGUCAGAGUUUGGUUUCAAAACAGUCGCCUCCUUCAUUGAUUCUCUGAGCGAUGAGCUAUUGGUGGAGAAAGAGAGAAUCUUCCACAAGAGUCACAGAGCAGCACCUGCAGUCCCAACACCUGCACACCUAUCAAGAGUGAACAAUGACUCGACACCUGCGAACACAACAAGCCCUGUAGUUACUUUUGGAGCUGGAUUUGCUCAAAGAGGUAGUGAAAUGACACAAGAGGAACUGAUGGAUAAAGUUAAAGAGGUUAUAAAAAAGUAUCCAGCUGCAAGCCAAUCCAUUAUUGAAUUGCAGAAUGGCUUCUUCCUCCUCUUUGGGUCGGCACUUCCGUUAGAUCUCUACAUGUCAUUGUAUGAUAAUCAUACAGCUAAACCACUUUCUUCCUCUUGUCUUGUAAAAAAUAAACCAGCAGGAGCAAAGUGCAUUGAAACAGCACAAAAGAAGAUUGUUGAGGAAGUAAAGAAGGUUCAGCCCAUGCCCGCUGUGGUAAAUGAACAAGUGGUCCGGUCCAAGGCAGGAUCCCCUUUGCUUCGGUUUCAAAGUUUAACCGUCCCGCCCAUGGAAACCCCUAGUAAUUUGUCCACUAGUGACUUCCCAGUUCUUGGUACUAUGCUGUCCAAAGCUGGGGAGAAGAAGUUGAAGGAGGGAAGGGGGCCUCUCUUCAAUGAGUCCUACUACAGCCAAGUGAGAGAGGUCCAUGGUGCUAACAUGAGGGCAGCAGAAGCCUUGCUGGAAGAUGAAGACAACAUUGGGAGACGGAGAAAGGCCAUGAGCUCAAAGGAUGUGAACUGUUUGGUAGAGGACGUCAUGAGAGCCCUUGCAGCCGAAGGAGAGCUUGUCACCAUCGAGAGGGUGGUCAGCAGAGUUUGUUCACUUCUACAAGUGUCCAACUUGUUGAAAGAUAUGAAUAUCGACGCUCGUCGGCAUCUGCCUGCAGUGCAGGAACUUCAGCGCAGCAUCAAGGAGAUCAAUAUGUAUAUUGAGUCAGUGGAAGCAGUUUCCUCUAUAUGCACGCUUUACGAAUUGGGACAGGCUUUGGCCAACCUGAAGAACAAGAAACGCUUUGAAGAACUCCAUCUGGGCCCUCUAUGCAAGAUCCCUCUUAUUCACCGAAUGUUCAGAAUAGAUGCCAAUACUAAAGAUGAUGAUGUACAUCAGAUUGCGACAGUGGAUAUUCUUAGGAGUCUCCGAAUGUUCAGGAGAAAAAGCAAGACGCCUAGAGUUGACCUUGCUGACUUCUUGAAGCACCUUGCAGACCAGUACAGCUGUGAGUCACCGUAUGAACUUGGCAUCAGAAUCCAGAGUCUUGGGUUGCCUAUUUCGACGUUGAAUAAGGCAUCUGCUGCUGAGUUUUGCCACAUGGACAGAGCCAGAGAAGCCAUUCAGAAGGAGAUUCAGGAGGAGGUGGAUGCCAAAAUGUUUAAGAUCAAGAAGAGCCUGCUGGAUCCAGCCCAAGGACCUGUGAUCUUCUCCCAGAUUGGCAACUCUGAGCUGAGGAAAAAAUAUGUAAAUAUGACCGCCGCGGAUGCAGUCAUGGAAGUCUUCAUCAAUUCUGAAAGUGUCUUCAGUAAGAGUAUGACAAAGACUAUUCAGACGUUCCUGUUAUGUGUAAACAGAGACCGGCUCGCUAGAGCCUUAUUCCAGCUUGCUAUAUGCUGUGGCUCCUUGGACGCCCCUCAGGACCUGGUAGCUAAAGAAAAACCACAGAAAAAAGCAGAGGCAAAGAAAACUACAGAAGAGAGAGCCACAGAGAUGCUCCCUACUGAAGCUGACGUGAAGAGCUUUUUUCAAGAGUGUGUCACUAAUUUCAAGAGCACACCUACUCUGGCCCACCUUCGCACUCUGGAAAAGAGGAUCGCAGAGAAAUUCAAGUUUAAAGACUUCAGCCAGCUGCAGCAAGGAACCUUCCUUGAUUUCAUUUUCAACAACAAAAAGGUCCUGCAGGAGGCAGCAGGGGGCGCCGUCUCCAUCGACAGCCAGGAUCCUGGAAUGAAUGGCUUCAGACCUUGCAGACAAGAUGUGUUUGAGUUCAUCAAUCAGUGCGGGGAGGGAGAUGACAGCAGACUGCCGUUCAUCGAAGCCGCUCUGAGGAAUCAUUACCAGAUCAGGGAUAGCCGAGAGCUCGGUCACGGGCCCCUCAGUUUUCUUGUCAAUUGCACGCAGAAGCAAAAGGGACUAAGCGGAGACGCUGUCACUAGUGUGGUACGCUACGAGUGUCCUCUGCUGCCCAUGGGUUCAGGGGAGUGUGUGGUGGACUCCGUGGGUUUGCUGGGCGAGGUGAGCCGUGAUCAGGCGCGGGCGAGUUUGCUGUCGGCUCCUCUGCUGCAGGAUCUGGAGGAAUGGAGUCAGUGGCAGCUGGUGUUUCAGCCCAACCACGGCCCUCUCAAAGACUUCAUCGACAAGUACUGUGGUAAGACGGAGCUGCUGGCUCUCGAGGUUUCUCCCGGCGUCCUGCUGCGGGUCACCGCUGUCACGGGGGACAAACACUUCUCAGAGGCGACACAGGCUCUGGACCCCGUCGGCACCGCCGGACACUUGCUCUCCAUUGUGGUGGCUUAUGGGAUCCCAAACACGCCCACAGCGCUCCUGGCCAAUCACAUGGAGAGCGCGCUGAAUGUAGCAGUCGCACAGGAAGAGAUAAGGCCCGGCGAGGAUGGAUACUCGUACGGCGGUGUGGCUCGGUUUGUGCUUGAAUGUGUUGCGCUGAUGCCUACGAGAAUCUGCAAGGAACUCCUGCAGCAGGUGUUUUUGGAGCCGCUGUCUAAAGUGCUCGGUCAGACCAGAUCGAAAACACUGCUGCUGGACGCUGCACGUUCACACACACGCUACCUGAACAAACUGCAUCAGAUGGGGCUCCUGCUGGGAAUCACCGAGUGGAGGAGCCACUUCAACGACAAAGUGCUUCUGCCAGCUCCUCCUCAACUGCCUUCAGAGAUCAAGAAGUUUGUGGUGGAGGACUCCAUGAGUGACAUGUCUUCAGUGUUGAGUCAGAAUGAGCUGGAUAAUGAGGAGGAAACCGAGCUCAGCACUUCCUCCAGCAGCCCCAGAAGAGACCAUCAGCAGGACGAUGGUGAUGGUGGUGAUGAUGAUGAUGAUGAAGAGGAGCAGAUGUACGAGCUGGUGUCUGAACACAUUGAAGAGACGGACAGCAGUGAGGACGAGGACAGAGAAAACUCAACGACUGCUGAUCAUCCAGAUGAAGAAGUGAACGCCGAGCUGGAUCAGCACCGAGCCGUCAUAGAGGACAUCAGGAAAACGGAGUUCGGCAUCGGCGUGGAGCUGAACGAGGAAGGCCAGAACCUGAUGAGGAAGCAGCAGGCGAGACUGGGCCGCAGUCUGGAGCGGCUCUCCACUGAACUCUACAGCAAAGACACACACUUCGUGCUGGAGCUCAUUCAGAACGCUGAUGAUAACUGCUAUCCUGACGGCCGAGAGCAGCCGGCGCUGGCCUUUGUGGUGGAGAAGGACUGCAUCGUCAUCCUAAACAACGAGUGUGGGUUUGAGGAGAACAACGUCCGUGCUAUCUGUGACGUGGGCCGGAGCACCAAAGGAAAACACAAAUAUGGCUACAUCGGUCAAAAGGGCAUUGGCUUUAAAUCGGUUUUUAAAGUCACCGACUGUCCUGAGAUCCACUCCAAUGGUUUCCACAUCCGAUUUGACAAGAACAGCGGCCCCAUGGGAUACAUCUUGCCUCACUGGGUCGAGCAGGAGCGGCCAGGGAGCGCUGGCGCCAGAGAGAUCGCAGAGCAGAGAUGGGCUACAAAGAUCCACCUGCCCCUGCGCUCCGAGAGCUACCAGACUAAAAACCUCUUCCAUGACGUUCAUCCCUCGCUCCUGCUCUUCCUCCAUCGCCUUCGCUCCAUCACCAUCUUUAAUGAGGCUGAGAAGCGUUUGGUGUCGAUGACGCGCCGUGAUCUGAGCCAUAACAUCCUGGAAGUGGCACACACUGGUGGAGAAGAGCGUUGGCUAGUGAUCAAGAGAAUGCUUUAUCCUAAAAAGAUUAAAGAAGACGUGGAGUCGACAGAAUUGGCUCUGGCGUUCCAGCUCAGUGGCUCGUCUCCCUGUGAUGUGAAGCCUCAGAAACAGCCCGUCUUUGCCUUUCUUCCACUUCGCAGCUUCGGUUUCCGUUUCAUCAUCCAAGGUGAUUUUGACAUCCCUUCCUCCAGAGAGGAUGUGGACAGGGACAGUUCCUGGAACCAGUGGCUUCGCUCUGAGAUCCCGCAGCUGUUUGUACACGCCAUGGAUGUCUUCAAUCAACACCCAGAGUUCAGCGGGCUCGGUGGCCUCUGUUACUUCAUGCAGUUCAUCCCUCAACCAAGUGAGAUCCUGGACUUCUUCAACCCAGUGGCCAAUCAGAUCAUUCAGCUGCUGAAGGGCAAAGCUUGCCUUCCUGCCAAAGAGGACAGCGAGGGCCGAGUGGAGUUCAAGCAGCCUUCCCAGCUCGCCGUGUGUCAGGACCGUCUGAUCCAGGACGUGAUUGGAGGAGAGGAUCUGUGCAGAAGCCUGAGUCUGUCUUACUUGCAUCCUGCGCUGCAGUCGCGUCUCUCUGGCUCGCUGCUAACCGCGCUAGGCGUUCAUCGCCUCAGAGCCGUCGAGAUCAUCACCGUCACCUGCGCCAUGGCCAGAGAGCUCGUGCAACACGGCCGGCUCAAGACAGAGCAUGAUCUGAAGAAGCUGGCCAGGCUGUUGGUGUGUAACUUUCGUGCGCUGGAGUCGGAGUAUGAAGUUGACGCCCUGCUCCAAUCCCUCAAAGACGUUCCCAUGAUCCCUCUGGCCAACGGCAGUGUGGUUUCUCUGAGUUCAGAGGGAGUUUUCUUUCCUCUCAGUGAUGUGUUGCAAGCUCAAACAGAUCUGCAGGCUCUCUACCAGGACCUGAACAUCGUGGAGCCGCGGCUGCUGGCGUCUCUGGAUGAACUGGGAAACUCGCAGGUGCGGGAGCUGCUCCGGAGACUGAACGUCCAUGAGCUGGAGCCGCAGCAGGUCCUGCAGCAGCACAUCUACCCGCUGCUCAGGAGCAAAGCCUGGGAGAAAAAGCCCGAGGACAUCGUCAUCAGCUACCUGGUGUUCAUCAAACUGCACUCUCAGGAUCAGGAUUACAGGAGCCUCAUCACAAACGUCCCUGUGCUGACUAACAAGGGCUUCCUCUGCCCCGCCGAGCACAAAAUCCACUUCUCCAAAGAGUACGGCAACAUCCACCUUCCCAGUGUGCUCCCCGGUGUGGACUGGGUGCUGCUGGACGCUUGCUAUCUGAGGGCCGACCGAGACGCGAGCGGAUGGAGAGACUUCUUCAGUGCGCUGGGAGUGCGAGACCUGCUCAUCUUCAGGAAGGAGAAGCGCACCUUCACCGCCUCUGAGCUGGCGUCCAGCCCGUGGUCAGUGGAGAGCAAGCCGUGGUCCAGGCCCGCGGAUGGACUGUAUGUCAUCGAAGAUCAGCACUGCGUUGAGUUUCAUACGCUGGUCACUGCAGAUCAUCUGACCGCUGACAGCAAACUACAGCAGAGACAAGCACUGAUCAGCCUUCUGGACAAGAACUGGGACACUGGAGAGAAGUACUCGCAGUACCUCCGGGUUCAGGUCUGUGACAGUCAGGGCCGCUCCGUGAGGGAGGCCAGAUCCUCCUUCUACCAUCACCUCACGCAGCUGUCCUGGGUUCCCUCGCGCAGACCGCCGUGGGACGAGAGCCGGCCCGUUUCCUACCUACAGCCCAAAUCUGUCUACAUCUUCUCUACGGAAGUGCACCAGCUCCUCGGCUCCCAUGUCGAUUACGCGCACGGCGCUCAGAUGCCCAGCGAAUUCACCAGAGCCAUAGGAAUGAGACACACUGUGCAUGUGGACGACGUGAUUGGCUAUCUGAAGCGUUGGUGCGUGAAGGUGUCUGACAAUCCGUCUGAGGAUCCUGAAGGAGCAGAUUUCACUACUACAGUCAAUCACAUCCAUACAUUGUAUCGAUACCUGUCCACUGAGUGCACUAACAACAAGCUCCGAGACCUGUUCCAGCAUGCACCUGCUGUCUUCAUCGAGUAUGACAGGAAGGAUGACUGGUGCUCUGGGCGCUUCUAUCAUCUUAAGGAGGUUUGCUGGUCUGAUCCGACAGGCAUGUUUCACAGAUACAAGGAGCUGAUUCGACGGGCUGACAGCGGCAUACAGGAGCCCAGAGUCCUGGCACCGUUUUAUAAUCAUUUGGAGGACAUGAAGAAAUUUUUCAAGUCUCUGAAUGUGCAGCCCAGUCCGUCUAUGAAGCAGUACGUGUCUCUGCUGGAGGCCGUGUGUGAGGCGUCUCCUCUUGCGACAGGAGAUGUUGUCCAAGACGUCUCUGUCGUCUUCGCCAAACUAGCUGAUAAAUGUAAGACCCAUGUUUAUGGAGAUCAGGAUCAGGACACUCUGCUCAACCCGGUCUACUGCAACUCUCUGAAAGAAAUGGUGUCUCAUAAAAGAGUGUUUCCCACCAAGACUAGCGGCUGGGUCACAUUAGCUCGUAAGCCCAUGAUCGCAGACAGCGCAAACCUGGAGAAGAUCUUCAAAUCGCAUAGUUCGGUUUGUCUGCUCAACCUGCCGUCUGCAGCCAAGAGAGCAGCCAACAAAUCCAGGCAUGAAGGCAAGCAGGAGAAGGAGGCGUUCAGCGAGCGCGACCGUGAGUUAUUCCUGGAGAUCUGCGGGGUGGAGCGGCUCUCCCAGCGCGUGACCACCGAAGCGCAGACCGAGAGCUACAGGCCUUGCCCCGCGGUGCAGACCCUGGUGCGGCAGCUCGUCCCCUACAUCCAGAGGUUCAUCUUCCACAACACUGAUUUCGAUGACGUGUACAGUGAGCUGAAGGAGAGUGGGAUUGCUAAAUACAUUCGCUCGCUGAGUUUUGGACAGGUUGGGAAGCUGUAUAUUCACUAUCGGCUUGAGGUGCCAGAUGAGAACCCGAUCUUUGAGAGCGAGGAUAUUAUAUGUCUCCUAAAAGACAAAAAAGAGCUGUACAUCAAUAAAGAUCACCUCUCGGCCAAACUGGACAUCUGCAGAGAGCUGGUGAAACUGUUCACCACAGACAAGAGCUUUGCUAAAGAGCUAGAGCGCUUCCUCCAGGGCCUUGUGACAUGCGUAAAUAACCAAGCUGAUUUAAAGAGGUUUCUGGACAGAGAAAAUGCUCGAGAACUCCCUGCAAAUGAGGAACCAUGGGAGGUGCCGGCGCCGGUGGAAGUAAAAGCAGAAACCAUCAUGCUGUCUCUGGUCCGGCCGUCAGGAGACGUGCAGGAGGAGGAAAUGCAGACACAACACAAUAAAGAGGACCGGCUGGUUUGCUGGCCACCGAAAGCCUCUCUCAGUAAAACAGGUGGCAGCAGUUCAGGCAGUCAGGCUGUUGAAGAGGUGAUGAAGAUGUGGCCUCCUCCUGCUGCUCCUGCUGCUCUGGGUCUCGAGAGGAGCUCGUCCAACAUCAGUGUCCAUCAGCGAACCGAGUCUCCACUGCACACAGAACCAAGAGCUCAACAUGAACUGGGUCCCAGACCAAGCAGCGUCCCGCCACGAGCCACAGAGUGGAGGGAAGAUGUCCAGUCUGUGGUCAGUCCUCGGCAGCCUGUGAAACCAAACGCCGCUACAGAUGAAGGAGAAGAAACUACAGUGGACAAAACCAACCCGCCAGAUGAUGAACACUCAACACCGCAAAGCCAAAAUCCAGCCCAGGCCCCAGAGGUGGUGUUGAGCCAGUUCCAGGGAGCUGAAGGCCUGCAGCGUCCGCCCAUGACUCUGGACAGCGCCAUCUGGAGCAAAGCCGUGGCUCUGGAGGACGUGCUGGAGGAUCUGCCGCUGGAUUGCACCAUGCCUCAAACCCUGGUGCUGCCUAAAGACAAAGAAGACACAGCCAGCAUCGGACAGUGGGGAGAGCAGCUGGUUCACUCCUUCCUCACGCACUGGAGAGAGAACGGCGGCCCCAGUCAAAUCACCUGGUUCAACGAGAAAGGAGAGAGCGGCCGUGCAUGCGACUUCAAGCUGACCUUCGCAAAUAACGGGAGCACGCAAGAAGUCUUCGUGGAGGUGAAGACGACGGUCAGGCGAGAUCGACACUUCAUCCACAUGUCUGCGAACGAGCUGGAUUUGGCACUGAAGGAGAAGGAGCGAUAUCACAUAUAUCGAGUGUACGGCGCUGGAGAUGUGCAGCACGUUCGUCUCUGUCGCAUUAAGAAUCUCGCGCAGCAUCUGCACUCCAAGUCUCUGGAAUUGUUUUUAUUCGUGUAGCCAUCUUUAGUCUUACUGAAAAUCUUGAGUUGUUUUAGAAUAACAUUUCUGACCUAUGCUAAAUGUACAAUUCUGCCUGUUUGCACUCUAUUCUGUUCAUCAAUUAUUUUAUUUUUUUAACUACUGACACUGUUUGUACUGAUAUGUGCGAUUGCACAAUUUUAGUGGCCAGUUAAAUGUUUUAAAGAAUCAACAUUUUCUCUAUUCGCAUGUUUGGUCAUGUAUUCAAAGCACAGGUUUUGCGUCGAUUCUUUCAUAAACUCUACUGUAAAAGUAUAACUUCACUCUUUGGAUUGCCAUAAUCAGUUCAGUAAAUAAAAG
Sinocyclocheilus grahami is the source of this 9692-nucleotide messenger RNA. RefSeq lists its product as uncharacterized. NCBI's taxonomy places the organism in Eukaryota, Metazoa, Chordata, Actinopteri, Cypriniformes, Cyprinidae. The record is from RefSeq and is a predicted model, not a curated record. The transcript is spliced from 49 exons. Bases 162 to 9371 code for a protein of 3069 amino acids.